AUGAAAAUUUUCCAUGGCCUUUUGCAAUGCCGUACGCCAAAGCGUUUUACCGUACGCGUCGCCGCGGAAACGAACUUGGCUCGUUCUUUUCGUAAUUCCUCGGUGAAAGCUCAACAAGGAAACCUGCGUGUCAGUCAGCGGAUUGGAAAAUUGUGGAAUUCAAGGUUGACCACGGUUAAAUUUCCCUCCAAAGAUUCUAACGAUCAACUAAUGAAGUAUGAGGAAUUGGCUUUUCGUUCUAUAAAAAAGGUUUCUUUUCGGGAAAUAAUGUCAGAGGCAAAGCGCAAUGUUAUAAAGACGUUCAUGCCCAAGGGGUAUCCCGAUUCGGUGACCAGAGAUUACUUGGGUUUCGCCAAGUGGGAGUUUAUUCGUAAUGUUGCCGGAUCCGUGACCGGAGUGACCGGUGGCGACAAGAUAUGCGUUUGCUUUCAAGUUCUAUCGACCCAAACUUUACUAUACUCAAUGGGCCUGGGUGAAAAGUCGAUUCCUCUUGCCGCCACGUUAAACUGGGUCAUCAAAGACGGGCUAGGUCAACUGGGCGUCGCAAUUCAACUUUCCUCUCUGUUGGAAUUAUUGUCUCCUUUAUUUCCCGGAACGUUCUUAAUAAUCGCAUCAAUUUCAAACAUCGACGGAUGCAAAAAGUCAUCCGAAUCCCCUCAAGACAUAAGGAAUCACGUGCCAACUCCUCAAAACGUGUCGUCGAGGGAGGUGUUCAUCAGACGGUAUCGUUCCCCAUUUAAGAUACCAUUGGUCAUAGGGCCGGCACUGCGCAACUACACGUCCGCAGAUCACGACGACGAUUUACGCUCAGCAUUGAAACACCGGGGAUUUCUUCAUCCCGAGGAAUACUUCAUUCUCCAUGCACCCAACCGUCACCGAAUUCAAAGUAGCAGGCUGCCACAUGUUUCCAUAUGGUUUAGUCAGAAUGCCAAAUCCAAGGAUGUCAUUAAAGGAUUUUAUCACGCUUGCGCAAUUAGGCACGCUUUGGAACAUGUGGAUCCCGUUUCGUCAAACGACGGAGACCAUGUGUCGGAUAUUAUCAAGAGAACUCAUGAAUGGAUAGACAGCUCAUUUGAUACUCUCAUGGAUGCACUUGAAGAAAAUCAGUGGGACAUCGAAUACCUCUUCUUAAUAGAUAACGAAGAAAGUAAAUUGAUUGUUGAAGAAGUUCGCGGUUGA
Messenger RNA from Acaulospora colombiana, 1179 nucleotides. Lineage: Eukaryota; Fungi; Glomeromycota; Glomeromycetes; Diversisporales; Acaulosporaceae. The record is from the annotation of a GenBank genome assembly.